Orbilia oligospora ATCC 24927 is the source of this 534-nucleotide messenger RNA. RefSeq lists its product as uncharacterized. The record is from RefSeq and is a predicted model, not a curated record. Bases 1 to 534 code for a protein of 177 amino acids. Lineage: Eukaryota; Fungi; Ascomycota; Orbiliomycetes; Orbiliales; Orbiliaceae. The transcript has 3 exons.
AUGGGUCGUGUGUACUACUGGACUGAGGUAGAGAUGUGUCCCAAACGAGAACAGCUUAAGGAAGGCAUGAGACGUCUGAUAACUGCCAUUCAGAUGUUUCGAACUGCUCUGGUUAGCACCAGGGCGUACUUUACCCAGACGGUCUAUCCGACUCCUGCUGAGGGUCUACAAGCUCAUCAUCAGCUUGUCUUCCAGACGUCUGUCGCUCUCCACACUCAAAACCGUAUAAUCUCCCAAGCAGCCAAACUAAUCCGCUAUGUUCGUCGUACACACUUUGACAAGCAUAUCCAAAAAUGGGAUGACGAAGAUCUCAAGACUCUUUCGAUCGAUCUUCAUGAGCAAGUCACUGACUGCACUAAGGAGAAUCAAGAGAUGUUGGACGAGAUGGGGACCAAAUUUUCCGUUCAAAUCCGUUACUAUGAUGCGAAUGGAAACGAGGAAGUUGGUGUCAAUCGACAUUCUAUGGAUACCAUUUUGGAAAAUGGAAUGCAUGAGAGGCGAGUUGAUAAUCUUACGACUGAAUAUAGAUUUUGA